AGACUGAUGGAGGAUAGAAGGGACAGCUACUCGCAAGCAGACGUCAACGCCGACACCUAAACAAGUCCACAAAGAGUGAGAAUGCAGCAGGAACAGCCCGUGGGUGCAGGCGAUGUCCAGGCCUGAAUUGGAAAAGUUUGCAGGGACUGUCACUUUUUAAAGUGCACGGUCGCAACAAAGCGAAAAGUGCAUCCAGCCCACAUGGAAAUCAUUUGAAUUGACAGUCAACGCGGUGUCACAGAGGCGUUAAAUGUUUCUCAAGUACAGGCUGCUACCGUCCUGACAACAUGACCCGUUUGGACUGCGGGCUUCACGCUUCUGGACAAGGAGUCUCUCUCAUUCACCUCCUCGUCGCUCUUCUGGCGCUCCUGGAAAACUGCAAAGCAUUGGGAUUAUCACAUGAGUCAGAGAGAGUUCUGCGGGAUCUGCCUCAGUAUGAAGUGGUUCACCCCACGAGAGUGGAUGCCAGAGGUCACUUCCUGUCCAACUUCCUGUCUCACCAUGCUCGGCGUGUACAGCGCCGGGAAGCCUCAGAGGGACCAGCAGACUUGGAUCGAGUCUUCUACCAGUUGUGGCACGGAGGCCACAGUUUGCACUUUAACCUCACCCUCAACCCAUACCUGCUGGCUCCAGGCUUUGUGACUGAGAGGAGAUACGGUGGCCUGGAUGGGGCCCAGAUCCAUCCUCCUGGAUCCUCCAGGUGCUAUUUCUUAGGUGAAGUGUGGGAUGAGGCCCUUGGUAGAGGACGUGCAGCCAUUAGUACCUGUGAUGGACUGACAGGACUGUUCAAGUUGUCUGAUGAAGAGUAUUUUAUUCAGCCUCUGGAAAAAUCCAGUGAUGAGACCUCAGCACCUCAGGCCCAUGCCAUCUACAAACGUCACGUGUCCCCUCCCUCCUGGAGUCCAGUCGUACAGCCCAUCUCAGGGAAACAAGCUCUCAAUGGUACCUGUGGAAACAAAAAUUCCCAUCAAAGUUUUGUAGACACUGAGAGACAGCGGGAACGGUGGGAGCGCCGGCGGCAGAGAAGACGAAGAAUUCGUCAGCGCUCAGUCAGCAAAGAGAAGUGGGUGGAAACACUGGUGGUGGCCGACCCGAAAAUGGUGGAGCAUCAUGGGAGCAAAGCUGUGGAAAGCUACGCCCUGGCUGUCAUGAACAUUGUGGCGGGUUUGUUCCAAGAUGCCAGUAUUGGAAAUGCAAUCAACAUUGUGGUUGUUCGACUCAUCCUGCUGGAGCAGGACGAGGAUGACUUGAAGAUUACACACCAUGCAGAUAACAGCUUGAACAGCUUCUGUAAGUGGCAGAAGAAACUCAACAUGAAAGGAGACGAACACCCGCUGCACCACGACGUAGCCGUCCUGCUCACCAGGAAGGACAUCUGUGCAGCCAUCAACACACCCUGUGAGACUCUGGGUCUGUCCCACGUGGCGGGGAUGUGUCAGGCACAUCGUAGCUGCAGCAUCAGUGAGGACACUGGCCUCCCACUGGCCUUCACUGUAGCUCAUGAGCUGGGACACAACUUUGGGAUUCAGCAUGAUGGCAACGGUAAUGACUGUGAACCCAUUGGGAAACGACCUUUCGUCAUGUCUCCACAGCUCCUGUACGGCACCUCCCAGCCCAGGUGGUCACGCUGCAGUCGCCAGUAUAUCACCCGCUUCCUAGAUCGCGGUUGGGGCUGGUGCCUUGAUGAUGCCCCGCUGAAGGAUAAGCUGUCUCUGAACUCGGUGCUUCCUGGGGUUCUGUACGGCGCUGCCCAUCAGUGUCGGCUGCAGUAUGGAUCGGGGUCCCUGCUCUGCGAUGACAUGGACAAUGUGUGCAGCACUCUGUGGUGCACUGUGGGAACAACCUGCCACUCAAAGCUGGACGGGGCUGUGGAUGGGACGAACUGUGGGGAGGACAAGUGGUGUUUCAGUGGGGAGUGUGUAGCAGUUGGAUAUCAGCCAGAGGGUGUAAAUGGUGGCUGGGCUUCGUGGAGCGAGUGGUCAGCCUGUUCGAGGACGUGUGGGGCUGGAGUCCAGAGCGCGCAGAGAGACUGUGAUAACCCGGUUCCAAAGUACAGAGGGAAGUAUUGUCUGGGAGAGAGGCGGCGGUACAAGAUUUGCAACACUGCACCAUGUCCUGAUGACCUGCCCUCCUUCAGAGACAUCCAGUGUAGUCACUUCAACAGCUUGCCGUACAAGGGCAAGUUCUACAAGUGGGAGGCAGUCAUCAACAGAAUGAACCCUUGUGAGCUGCACUGCCGUCCACUGAAUGAACAUUUUUCUGAUAAGAUGCGUGACGCCGUCACUGAUGGGACGCCGUGCUACCAAGGCAACAAAAGCAGAGAUUUGUGCAUCAAUGGCAUCUGUAAGAGUAUCGGCUGUGACUAUGUGAUUGACUCCAGUGCCACAGAGGAUCGCUGUGGGGUGUGUCAUGGUAACGGCUCCACCUGCACAACUGUGAGGAGAACAUUUGAGGAGACUGAAGGACUUGGCUACGUAGACAUCGGAUUGAUCCCAGAAGGAGCCUGGGACAUCCGCAUUGAGGAGGUGGCUGAAGCUGGGAAUUUCUUGGCGUUACGAAGUGACAACCCCAACAAAUAUUUUCUGAAUGGUGGCUGGACGAUCCAGUGGAACGGAGAGUACAAGGCAGCCGGGACAGUAUUCACCUACGAGAGGACAGGACAGCUGGAGAACCUCACGUCUCCUGGACCCACCAUGGAGCCACUGUGGAUUCAGCUUCUUUUUCAGGAGACAAAUCCAGGAGUGCGGUACGAGUACACAAUCAGUCGAGACACCAGGGAGGAUAACGACAUCCCUGCGUCAGUUUUCUUCUGGAAAUAUGGUUCAUGGACUGAAUGCAGUGUUACCUGUGGAACAGGUGUUCAGAGGCAGAUUGUUCACUGUGUGGAGAAGACAACUGGGAUAGUGGAGGAGCACCUCUGUGACCCUUUAACCCGACCUGAUGAUAACCAAACCAGCUGUGACAAGGAUCCAUGUCCAGCCAUAUGGUGGGUCGGGGAGUGGCAGAAGUGCUCAGCGAGCUGUGGGAGCUCGGGCCAGACGAAAAGGACAGUGCUCUGCAUCCAGGCAGUGAGUACAGAGGAGCAGAAAGCACUGCAGCCCAGUGAAUGUGAACACAUCCCCAAACCUGAGUCACUGUCCUCCUGCAACACACACAUCCCCUGCCCAGCAGACUGGACCAGGGGCAACUGGUCAAAGUGUUCACUGACUUGUGGAGGCGGAGUACGUCGCCGUAACGUGACCUGCUCUAGAAACACAGGGAUUGACUGUGACCCUCAGAAGAAGCCCCACGCUGUGACUACCUGCAACACCCAGGACUGUCCACCAGUGGCUGAUAACUUCGGAGGUAUGGACUGGUCUGGAAGCGGCUGGUCGAGCAAAGAAGUGCUCAAUGAAAUCAACUCCAUACCUGAAGUCAAACCUCCUCCCAAAUACAGCACCACCAGAGCCCAGCCAAGAAACAAUAAUAAUAAUAAUGACCUCAACAACAAUGUGGAGGGAGAUUUUCACUAUCACAAUAACAUUGAAAAUAUUGACCCCUCUGCGGAAAACAGCGUUCAAGUUGACGAUUUUUAUUAUGACUAUAAUUUUAUCAACUUCCAUGAAGACUUGUCGGAGGACUUUGAUGGACAAGAUCCAGAAUCCAGCGCUCCCCAGGAGACCAAGCCAACAGUCAGUGUGGAAGAAAACACUGACAUGGAAACAACAAAGGCUCCUUUAACCAUUGAUGCUGGUUCAAAGGCCACUUCCUACACUUUGAACACUGAGGAGCCACAGAGCACAGAUCUGGACAAUAAGAAGGACAACGGAGCAACAAAGGAGCCUAUGCAAACAAGUUCUGAAGAUUUGGAUGACUUCCUGUUUGAGGAUUAUCUUCUGCCGGUGUCUACCACUCGCUCACCGCCAUUGUCUACGACUCAGCGUUCACAAACACAUACAGAGACGCAUGACGAGGAUGUGUGGCGGUCUGAAAACAUCAGCACAAUGCCUGGUCCGGCUACAGAGGAGCCUACACAAGAUGUGAAAUGGGAGCAAUAUGGAGAGGAGGCUGAAAAUAACUAUGACAUUUUCACUGAGGAUGUGACUCCAAAAGACGCUGCUCCCACACCCGGACAUCAAACCACAAUCAGUACUAUUGUCGCUGAAACAGUGAGUACUCAGGCAACGGAUGAACAUGAUGAUUAUGAGUACAGCUACAACAAAAAAAGUACUUCAGGUCCAGAUGUAGAGAGUCCUGAACCUUUAGGCUCUCCCACACCAGAAACUGUAGUUCACGUUCAGACUGAAGUUCAACUGGACGAAGGUGCUUCAGAAAUACCUCUAACAAUCAGUCAGUCAACAACAUUUACAACCGCCUUCACAUCGGAGGAUCUGGAUUUGGCUCAGACUAAUUUUGAUACAGUAUAUGACACUAGCGAGGGUGAUUCAUGGGAUACAGACCUCAGCACAACCUCACUUCCUGCCUCUGAGACGUCCACUCCUCCUCUGCUAAUCUCAGGUAACCAGGAGGCCUCCAAAGACUCCACAUCGUUAACUGGAACAGAAAUCAUACCUCCUCCAAACCUGGAGGGAGCCACUCUGCCUCCCCCAGCUGAUUUCCUGCCAGCUACAAAGAAACAGAUGCAGACCGAACCCGCCUUCACUGAAAGAACUGGAACAGAUGCCACAUCCCGCGCUUCACCAUCUGAUUUCGCUGAUUUUGAUUACAAUGAAAUAGUCGUUCCCCCGAUGCUGAGGAGAAGCGGCAACACCAAUUCUGGUCCUUCGUACCGGCUUCCAACAAACGCAGCAACCCCUCCUCAACACAGCACAACGCCAGAACAUCUCAUUGAAUUUCCAACACCUGCUGUGCCGACCUUGCCAACACAUCCGCCUCUUCUGUGGCCGCUUCCAGUGCUGACAUCUGCCUCAACUUCAGCUUCCACGCAAGUGACUGCUGCCGCCUACUGGGUCACCGGCAACUGGAGCACUUGCUCCACCAGCUGUGGUCUGGGUGCCAUCUGGAGGACGCUGUCUUGCAGCACUGGCUCAGACUCUGACUGUGAUCCAGCUAAGAGGCCUGUGCCAGCCCAGAGGUGUUACCUGCGCCCCUGCGCCAUAUGGAAAGUCGAAGAGUGGAGUAAGUGCUCCAAGAAUUGUGAAGGCGGCGUUAAAUCACGAGAGGUCCAGUGUUUCGACUUGCGGGAUCAAAGGCCCCUGCGACCUUUCCACUGCCGGGCCAUGUCCUCCAGGCCGCACACCCGGAUGACCUGUAACCUUCAGCCAUGUCUGGACUGGUACACGUCCUCCUGGGGUCAGUGCUCUGAGGUGUGUGGGGGAGGUGAGCAGCAGCGUAUGGUCACCUGUCCAGAGGAGGAUCGAUGCGAUGUGGACCUUCAGCCCAGCAGCAUCCAGUCGUGUAAUAGCCAGCCUUGUGCCCAGUGGCUUACUGGAUCAUGGGGACAGUGUUCGGCUUCUUGCGGUGGCGGAGUGCAGCGUCGACUCAUCAAAUGUGUGAAUACGAAGGCCGAGACAGAAGAAGAAGUGGAUCAGGGUCAAUGUGACCAUGAGCUGCAGCCUGAGAACACCCAGAAGUGUAACCUGCUGGAGUGUGAGAGUGUCUCCUCUGGAGCAGCUUGCCUUCGAGAUCGCCUCACAUUUCGCUUCUGUCAGACUCUCCGUUGGCUCGGCCGGUGCCACUUGCCCAACGUGAGAGCCCAGUGCUGCAAAACCUGCAGCCAGCGUUCCCGCUCCAUCAGCAUGUCUCGCCCCUGAGCUGACACAAAGUAACCACUCAUCAACAGGAACACUGAAGAAAUAUAAACCAUCAUUUAAGUUCACCAAUCUGAGCCUUUCCUGAGUUCUUUGCCACUGCAGACUACGUGUGAAUCAGUCCCGCCCCAAAACUCAGCAUGUUUGUGCUGGUGACGUCAUCAUACAGGGCUGACACUGAUUGGAGAUGUAACGAAGCCUCUCUUAGCAAAACAAUGAGAAUGUAAAUAUUUUUUUGCACUUUUUAUAUCAUGCAGAAUCGAGAUUUCUUUGUAACAUAUGUGGUGCUGUGUAAGGGUUCUUCUGUUGAUGUAGCCAGCUUUAUACUGCGUUAUUACACAUGUAGAUAAACCACUCAUUAACCUCUACGGUUGGUACAAUGCUCUCAUUUUGAUGACAGCAGCAGAAACUGAACAGAUCUAACAGACAGGGAAACAACUCACUAUGUGGUUUUUACGUAUAUAAUGUGGUACAAGUGUUACCAAGUAAAAAAAUAAGGCUUCGUGUGACAUUAUAGAUAACUGUUAGCUAAGCCCCCCCCCCUUAAUUACUGUAGCUACCAUUUAAAAUUCUUGGUAAUUUCUGAAACAGUGUAUGGUUGAUUUCAGACAAGAGCAGCCUUCUCAUAUUUAGUCUGUGACUGUUGUUUUAGCCAACAAAUAUUAAAACAUUAUCAGCUGUAGCUAGCUAACUAUGCAAAGGUUAUCUCCUCAAGCUCUUCAAAUUUUUUAUGUUUUGAUAGGACUUGACUACGUACGUGAUGUUGAUCUCUGUUUAUCUGCGCCUAACAAACUAUUUGCUGACAGCUUCUCACCCUCAACCAGAGCUACAACAAGUACUUUCUGCCUCAACAUUUUAGGAGCCAGCUACUAAUUACUGAGGGAAAAAAUGUAGAUUGAUUAUGCAGGAAGGUUAGUGUAAGGACAUGAUGGGGUGGUUGGUCUAUACAGGCAGGGCUGUUUCAAGACACUCUGGGAGCCCUAGGCAAGAGGCACCUUGGAGCCAACC
This is a messenger RNA of Epinephelus lanceolatus (giant grouper), 6758 nucleotides long. It is a transcript of the gene adamts7, whose product is annotated as a disintegrin-like and metallopeptidase (reprolysin type) with thrombospondin type 1 motif, 7. Gene Ontology annotation, cellular component: extracellular matrix. The record is from RefSeq and is a predicted model, not a curated record. Gene Ontology annotation, molecular function: metalloendopeptidase activity. Gene Ontology annotation, biological process: extracellular matrix organization; proteolysis. NCBI's taxonomy places the organism in Eukaryota, Metazoa, Chordata, Actinopteri, Perciformes, Serranidae.